UCUCCACCCAUCAAUGGAGAACAACCUCGUUAGCUGCCGCGUCGCUCUUCCUUAACUAGUUACUCUUCCUCUUCCACAUCUCCAUCCAUCUAUCGCCGCAGCUUCCAACCUCUGCCCGCCGCCGGCGACCCUGCAUGCGCGGAUGAGCGAGACGGCGAACGAGCUGGCGGAGCUGCUCUGGGACAACGGCCCUGCGCUCAGGAGGCCGCCGCACCCGUUCCCGCCCUUCGCCUGCGCCACCGCCACCACGCCGCCGCCGCACGGGCACGGCCUCUUCAAGAAUCAUCCUGACCUGCCGGUGAUGGAGGACCAUGCGGCCGGCGACGACGAGGACGCCGUGCCGUGGUUGCAUUACCCCGACGCCGACGCCGACGCGGCGCCGCUGCCUCCUGAGUACUGCUCCGCCUUGCUCUCCGGCUUCUCUGAUGGCCUCACAACACCUGCCGCUGCCACCGCCGCGGCGGCGGGGAGCAGGCAGCACUGCUCGUCGUCGCAUGGCGCGGUCGUGCCGACCCCGCCUGCCGCGGCGGCGGCUGCGGCGGCGCCGGAGGCUGUCGCGAAGCAGGCCCGCACGAGCGGCGGGGAUGGCGGCGUCAUGAACUUCACCUUCUUCUCGAGGCCCCUGCAGCGGCCGUCCGGCGGCGACAGCGCGUCCGCGUCCGCCGCGGGCACCUCCAGCGUCGUCCCCGUCGAAUCGACGGUGUUGCAGGCCGCGACGAACACGAACCGGCUAAGAAGCACCCCGCUGUUCUCCGACCAGAGGAUGGCGUGGCUGCAGCCGCCCAAGCCGUCGUCUGUACGCGCCGCCGCGGCAGCCGCUCCUCCUCAGCCGCCGCCCGCGCCGUCGCCUCUGGUCCCACCCACCCGGCAGCGGGACACCACCGCGACGGUGAAACAGAGGUUGCCGCCAUCGGAAGCAAGGGCCCCCGACGCGCCUCCGACAGCUGCGACGGCAACGACCUCGUCCGUCUGCUCCGGCAACGGCGGCCGGAGCCAGCUCAAGAGGAGGGACAACCACUCCGCCUCCGCCGAGUGGUCCGCCAGCCAAGACGAGCUCGACCUCGACGACGACGACGGCGCCCACGGGAAGUCGGCGGCGAGGAGCUCGAAGCGCAGCCGCACCGCCGAAGUGCACAACCUGUCAGAGCGGAGGAGAAGAGACAGGAUCAACGAGAAGAUGCGGGCGCUGCAAGAGCUGAUCCCGAACUGCAACAAGAUAGACAAGGCGUCGAUGCUGGAGGAGGCCAUCGAGUACCUCAAGACGCUGCAGCUGCAGGUGCAGAUGAUGUCCAUGGGGACGACGGGGCUGUGCGUGCCGCCGAUGAUGCUGCCGGCAAUGCAGCACCACAUGCAGAUGGCCGGCCCCAUGGCGCAUUUCCCCCGCCUCGGCGCCGCCGCCGCCACCAUGGGCUUCGGCUUCGGCAUGCCCGCCGCCGCGUUCGACAUGGUCCCGAUGCCCCGCCUCGCCGCCGCCGCCGCCGCCGCCACGCAGUUCCCUUGCCCGAUGUUCCCCGCCGCGCCGCACAUGCCCAUGCCCAUGUUCGGCCUGCCCAUGCCCUCGCCGCCGCCGCCGCCGCUAUUCCCUUACGCGGCCACAGGCGCCGCCGAGCCGACGCCGCCGGGAGGAACAGACACCGGCGACGUCCCCGUCGUCCCACAGGGACAAGAGAGGCAGCAAACGAAGCAGACGUGACGGCCAUCAGAGGCAGCUCUAGCCUCUCUGCAUUUCGCAAUCGCCAUUGCUGCCAUCUCCGACCUUGGCAGGCUUUGGUCUGAACAAAUUUUUUUUUCCCCUUCUUGCGGUACAAAUUGUAGCAAAAUUGAGAACAAAUUGUA
Oryza brachyantha (malo sina) is the source of this 1836-nucleotide messenger RNA. RefSeq names its product transcription factor APG-like. The coding region runs from base 143 to 1693 and encodes 516 amino acids. Lineage: Eukaryota; Viridiplantae; Streptophyta; Magnoliopsida; Poales; Poaceae. Gene Ontology annotation, molecular function: protein dimerization activity; DNA-binding transcription factor activity. Gene Ontology annotation, biological process: regulation of DNA-templated transcription. The record is from RefSeq and is a predicted model, not a curated record. The transcript is spliced from 5 exons.